Molecule: messenger RNA, 948 nt
Organism: Canariomyces notabilis
Lineage: Eukaryota; Fungi; Ascomycota; Sordariomycetes; Sordariales; Chaetomiaceae
Product: ribosomal protein L18ae
Exons: 4
Coding region: 277-801 (174 amino acids)
Biological process (GO): translation
Cellular component (GO): ribosome; cytosolic large ribosomal subunit
Molecular function (GO): structural constituent of ribosome
Source: RefSeq, a predicted model, not a curated record
UGUGAUUGGCUCCGUAGUUGCGCCCAGCUUCCUCAAAGGGAACCCCUCAAUUUGUGGCGUUCCCUAGCUGCACCGCCACAAAUGGCUAAUCUAGCUGGUCCAAGCUUUUGAGCCCUAAGCCAACACACCUAAUUUUUUCCUGCUUUCGCGACCGCUAAUUCAGGACUGCGAUAGCACACCCAUCGACUCCGCGAUCCAAAGGGACAAACCAUCACAGUGAGUUCCCUGCUUGUUGUGCAGUCAAGGAGGGCCAAAAUUUUGCUAACAUCCUACUAGAUGGGUCGUCUUCAGGAAUACCAGGUGAUUGGGCGCCAUCUGCCCACGGAGUCCAACCCGACUCCUGCCCUGUACCGCAUGCGCAUCUUUGCGCCGAACGAGGUUGUUGCCAAGUCCCGCUUCUGGUACUUCCUUCGCGGUCUCCGCAAGGUCAAGAAGGCCACCGGCGAGAUCGUCAGCGUCAAUGUGAUCUCUGAGAAGCACCCUCUCAAGGUCAAGAACUUCGGCAUCUGGAUCCGGUAUGACUCGCGGUCAGGCACCCACAACAUGUACAAGGAGUACCGGGAAAUGUCCAGGACCGCUGCCGUUGAGGCGCUCUACUCGGACAUGGCUGCCCGGCACCGUGCCCGUUUCAGGUCUAUCCACAUUCUCCGGGUCGUCGAGCUCGAGAAGACCGAGGACGUCAAGCGUCCCUACAUCAAGCAACUCAUCACCAAGAACCUCUCUUUCCCUCUGCCCCACCGCGUCCCCAGGAUCAACACCAAGAAGAUUUUCAGCGCGACGCGCCCGUCCACUUUGGCUUGAGGGGUUUCAUGGUUGCGGUUGGGGUUGGCAGGUUCUUCAGGUGUUCAUUAGGAAAAUGGGAUAUCCUGCAUUUGCUCUCUAGACUGAGCAUGAAAUGAAUAAAUGGUCAAGCACGGGUUUGCGGGUUUUGCGCAGAAGCCUUUCGGU